Coniosporium apollinis CBS 100218 is the source of this 2733-nucleotide messenger RNA. RefSeq names its product phosphatidylinositol 3-kinase. Lineage: Eukaryota; Fungi; Ascomycota; Dothideomycetes. The coding region runs from base 1 to 2733 and encodes 910 amino acids. Gene Ontology annotation, cellular component: cytoplasm; peroxisome; endosome. The transcript has 6 exons. Gene Ontology annotation, biological process: phosphatidylinositol-mediated signaling; autophagosome assembly; autophagy of peroxisome. The record is from RefSeq and is a predicted model, not a curated record. Gene Ontology annotation, molecular function: 1-phosphatidylinositol-3-kinase activity.
AUGGAACCUUUCUCUUUCGCCAGUUCGUCGGCGCUGAAUCUCCCUGUCAAUGUGAAGAUUAAUAGCCUGGACGGCUAUCAGAAGCCGAUCCCUUUCUCCGUCUUGCUAAAGGACCCUGACUUAAGACACAGAGGCUCAAAUCUCAGCCCUCACUCCGAGCUCUAUGUCACUGCACAGCUAUGGGCUGACAGCAAGCCCUUGACCGUGCCUGUCCAGACUGCGUACAAGACUUUCAAAACCGGCAGAAGAUGGAACGAAUGGUUGACCCUACCCAUCAACUACUCGGUCCUCCCCCUGUCUGCGCAGCUCGCUAUUACCGUAUGGGACCUGUCGCCGACUGGGGGCGAGGGCUCCCACUUCCACGCCAUACCCUUCGGAGGCACCACCAUACCUCUGUUUGACAAAGACAACACCCUGCACAAGGGCAAGCAAAGGUGCAGGAUCCACCGCCACAAAGCUGCAGACGGACUGUCGACCACCAAGACACCCUUUGCGCGACCCCCUCAGAGGAAUCGCAAGGAUGCAGGGCCAAGCGUGGACGGUAUGGAUGAGCGGAUGCGAGAGUUGGAGAGACUCGAGGGUCUCCUGAAAAAGCUCGAGAUGGAGGAGAUACCUCAGAACCAAUGGCUGGAUCAGCUGGUAUUUCGGAAGUAUGCACAGCUGGAGCAGAGCGUGCUGAAAGAGAGGUCAAGACAGGGACACAGGGCUGCUGCUCAGCACAAAGAUGGUCAGAACGGUGCCGAGGACGGCUCUGAAGGGUCCGAUGACGGCGAGAACGACGAGAAAUUCUACCUUCACAUCGAGUUCCCGCGGUUUGACCACCCGAUUGUCUUCACCGAUCAGGAGUAUCCACCACCUCCAAUAUCCAGCUUCAAGCUCCCUGGUGGCUCUGCGGCUGAAGUACGUUUAAGACCUCCCCCCGAGGUGUCCUUCGGGCCCGGCAUCAACAUCGAUGCGGCGGGCUAUGGCGAUUCCGAUGCCGGACCGUUGAUUCGCAUAUAUGAUCCGGAGGUUGGUUUACGCAAUAACCCGGCGGAGAUCAAGCACAACGCUUUGAUCCGAGGAGAUCGAAGUGCCGUCAUGGCGCGAGACGCGAAACCGAACAAUAAGGAGCGAGACGAUCUCAAGAUUGUCCUCUCCUAUGGCCCUACUCGUGAGCUUGACGCUACGGAGCAGAACUUAAUCUGGAGGUUUAGGCAUCACCUAACGAAGGACAAGAAGGCUCUGACCAAGUUCGUGAAAUCAGUACAAUGGGACAACCCGGUUGAAGUCCGACAAGCUCUACAGAUUCUGCCGAAGUGGACCGCGAUCGAUGUUGAUGAUGCACUGGAGCUGCUAGGCCCCAGCACUGACAACCCCAUCGUUCGUGCUUACGCUGUCGACCGCUUGAGGAAGUCUGACGACGAGGAGUUGCUUCUUUAUUUGCUACAGCUGGUACAGGCUCUAAAGUUUGAGAAAGCUGCCGAUGAAGACAGUGCCGCACAAGACUCAUCUCUGGCACGGUUUCUCAUUUCACGGGCAGCCAACAACCUUAUGCUUGGGAACUACUUGCAUUGGUAUCUGAUGGUCGAAUGCGACGACCGCAGCCCUACACAAGGCCAAGAGCAUCGCAAACUCUUUGCAAAGGUGGAGUACGACUUUAUGACCGAGCUCACUAAGACCCCGGAUGGACCAGAGCGGCGCAAGACGCUUCUCAGGCAAGGCGAACUUAUCACAGUGCUGUCUAAAAUCUCGAAGGAGCUGCGCUUUGCCCGCAUCGACCGCCCGCACAAGAUCGAAAAGCUGAAGAAGUUCCUUGCGGACCCCAGCAACGAGCUCAUCAAGAUCGAGCCACCACUUCCACUCCCGCUUGACCCCAGUGUCUCCAUUACCGGCUGCUUUCCCGACGCGGCGAAUGUCUUCAAAUCGACUCUCAAUCCCCUUCUCAUCACUUUCAAACUCGCCGAUGGGACGAAGUACCCGCUCAUUUUCAAGACGGGCGAUGACCUCCGUCAGGACCAGUUGGUCAUCCAAAUCAUCACGCUUAUGGACCGGCUCCUCCGCAAAGAGAACCUCGACCUCAAGCUAACCCCCUACCGCAUCCUGGCAACAUCGACCAGCGCCGGUGCCGUGCAAUUCGUACCCUCCAUGUCCCUCGCAGCAGCCGUCGCCAAAUACAAAGGCUCCUUACUCGCCUACCUCCGCGACAACAACCCCGACCGCCAAGCGCCACUCGGCGUGCGCAAAGAAGCCAUGGACACGUACGUCAAGUCCUGCGCCGGCUACUGCGUGAUAACCUACCUGCUCGGCGUCGGCGACCGACACCUCGACAACUUACUCCUAGCGCCCGACGGCCACUUCUUCCACGCUGACUUCGGCUACAUCCUGGGCCGUGACCCGAAGCCCUUCGCGCCUUUGAUGAAGCUCUGCCGUGAGAUGAUCGAAGGCAUGGGCGGGACAGGGAGCACCCAGUACGCGCAGUUCAAGCAGCACUGCUUCACGGCGUACACCACGUUGCGGAAAAGCGCGAACCUGAUACUCAAUCUUUUUGCGCUGAUGCAGGACGCGAAUGUGCCGGAUAUCAGGAUCGAGCCGGAUAAGGCGGUGCUGAAGGUCAGGGAGAGGUUUUGUUUGGAGCUGAGCGAGGAGGAUGCGAUUAGGCAUUUUGAGGCGCUGAUUCAGGACUCGGUGGGCGCGAUUAUGCCGGUUGUUAUUGAUCGGUUGCAUGGGUUUGUGCAGCAUUUUAGGGCGUAG